Molecule: messenger RNA, 1371 nt
Organism: Fukomys damarensis (Damara mole-rat)
Lineage: Eukaryota; Metazoa; Chordata; Mammalia; Rodentia; Bathyergidae
Gene: Pex11b
Product: peroxisomal biogenesis factor 11 beta
Exons: 4
Coding region: 186-965 (259 amino acids)
Biological process (GO): regulation of peroxisome size; peroxisome fission
Cellular component (GO): peroxisomal membrane
Source: RefSeq, a predicted model, not a curated record
AGAGUGCGGACCCAAAGACAAGGGCUUCGCGUCCUAAAAGCUCUGCUUUCCGGAAUCCGGUCCACUCGUUUUUCUUUUCUGAUGCUGUUUGUCCCUCGCGAGGCACCGUUGGCUCGCCUAGUAGGCGUGACUGGGGGCUGGAAGUAGGGCGGGAGCGGGGCUCUGGAGGCGCGGCGGCCUCUGUCAUGGACUCCUGGGUCCGCUUCAGUGCUCAGAGCCAAGCUCGGGAGCGGCUGUGUAGGGCUGCCCAGUACGCGUGCUCCCUUCUUGGCCAUGCCCUGCAGAGACGUGGGGCCAGUCCUGACUUACAGAAACAGAUUCAACAACUGGAGAGUCAUCUGAGCCUUGGAAGAAAGCUUCUACGCCUGGGCAACUCAGCAGAUGCUCUGGAGUCCGCCAAAAGAGCUGUGCACUUAUCCGAUGUUGUCCUGAGAUUCUGCAUCACUGUUAGUCACCUCAAUCGAGCCUUGUAUUUCGCAUGUGACAAUGUCCUGUGGGCUGGAAAGUCUGGACUAGCUCCCCGAGUGGAUCAGGAGAAGUGGACUCAGCGCUCAUUCAGGUACUAUCUCUUUUCCCUCAUCAUGAAUUUGAGCCGAGAUGCUUAUGAAAUUCGCCUACUCAUGGAACAAGAGUCUUCCGCUUGUAACCGGCGACUAAAGGGUUCUGCAGGAGGAGUGCCGGGAGGACUUGAAACUGGGGGACCUGGGGGACCAGGAAGUCCAGGAAGAGGCUUGCCUCAACUAGCUCUGAAGUUUCGGCUCCAAGUCCUGCUCCUGGCUCGGGUCCUUCGAGGUCAUCCCCCACUUCUGCUGGAUGUGGUCAGAAAUGCCUGUGACCUCUUCAUUCCACUGGACAAAUUAGGCCUGUGUCGCUGUGGCCCUGGGAUUGUGGGGCUUUGUGGCCUUGUGUCCUCCAUCCUGUCACUUCUCACCCUAAUCUAUCCCUGGUUACGACUCAAGCCGUAACAGUCUGGUACACGAUAAGGAAGGGACCUGAACCGGUGAAGUGGGAUCUUAGAUCGUCCCCCAUGUACCGGCCUCACUGUAACUCGGGAUAUAGGGGUUUAGGGAGAUUUGGGGAAGAUGAGGCGAAGACAGAUGACGUCAAUGGAAUGAUUCUGAUGCUCAGAUAUGCCUAAGCUUUUGUUCUUUUCCUCUCAUUGUCUGAAUCUCUCUCGGCUCUCUUUAUUUUAUUGUCCCAAGUGUAUUUAAGAUACUUUUUACUUUAUCUCCUCAGUCCCCUGUCCAGGAAUUUAAACAAAGGUACUUUCUGGUAGAGAAGGUAUCAGGUUUGGUUUAUAAAACUCUGCCUUCUUUUUUUCUCCCAGAGGAUGCUUUUGGCAAGUUUUUUUCUCCUUCAAACUCCAUAUCA